This is a messenger RNA of Perkinsus marinus ATCC 50983, 270 nucleotides long. RefSeq names its product DEAD box ATP-dependent RNA helicase, putative. The transcript is spliced from 3 exons. Gene Ontology annotation, molecular function: RNA helicase activity; ATP binding; nucleic acid binding. Bases 1 to 270 code for a protein of 89 amino acids. The record is from RefSeq and is a predicted model, not a curated record. Lineage: Eukaryota; Perkinsozoa; Perkinsida; Perkinsidae.
AUGUCGGCAUUCGAGGAGUUUGGCCUUCAUCCUUCUAUCAUAUGUGCAGUCGAAGACCUAGAUUGGACAUUACCUACUCCCGUACAAGCUGAAGCUGUACCUCUAAUACUCGGUGGUGGCGAUGUAUGUAUAUGUGCUGAGACUGGUACUGGUAAAACAGCUGCAUUUGGUUUGGCAUCAUUACAGGAGAUAUAUGAACAAAGGAAAUACCAAGAAUGUUAUACCCUCACCUUAUUGUAUAGUAUUGGAACCAACAAUACCUUUAUGUGA